Messenger RNA from Anoplophora glabripennis (Asian longhorned beetle), 1607 nucleotides. RefSeq names its product solute carrier family 35 member F2-like. Gene Ontology annotation, cellular component: membrane. Gene Ontology annotation, biological process: transmembrane transport. Lineage: Eukaryota; Metazoa; Arthropoda; Insecta; Coleoptera; Cerambycidae. Bases 43 to 1242 code for a protein of 399 amino acids. The transcript is spliced from 7 exons. Gene Ontology annotation, molecular function: transmembrane transporter activity. The record is from RefSeq and is a predicted model, not a curated record.
UAUGUCACUGCAGAUGUAGCAUUUUAAAUUUUUUAAUGAAUAAUGGGAGAUGCUGUUGAUUUUUGUGAUAAAAUAGGAAUCAAUCUCUCAGAGCUGGGAAAAUGGCAUGUCUGGCAAAACAUUAUACUGGGGCAGUUCCUUUCUCUCGUUCUAUGUGCUUUAAACACCCUGUCUCAUUACAUAAAUACAACCACCACCAGUGUUUUGCCAACAGGGCAAUCUUUCCCUCACUACAUGUUCCUGUGUGCGAUAUACACAAGUUGGUUGGCCUUCCGCAGGGGUGACAAAGGCCUGAUAUCGAUAAUAAAAGCUAGAGGGUGGCGCUAUUUACUACUUUGCUUAAUAGAUGUUCAAGCUAAUACCCUUUUAAGCACUGCCCAUCAAUUUACAACUCUAACAAGCAUCCAGCUGCUCGGUUGUGUGGCCAUCCCCGUAGCGUUGGCAUUGAGCUGCCUGGUGCUUGGUGUGCGCUACCGCAUGGUGCAUAUUAUCGCUGUCUCUGUAUGCCUCAUGGGGGUCGGGUGUCUCGUGUGGGCUAACAUUGAAGACACCAAGAUUGAUGGUAAAAAUCAGCUAGUAGGAGAUAUGCUGUGCCUAGGAGGGGCAGUACUGUUUGCUAUCGUGACUGUUUUACAGGAAUUGUCAGUUAAAAAUACCGACAUCGUUGAAUAUUUAGGUUUGUUAGGACUGUUCGGCAGCAUAGUAAGUGGCGUACAGAUGUUGCUCUUGGAGAAGCAGACGUUAAUUACGUCAACUUGGAGGAAUUCUAGCGCCCUGUUGUCUUCGUUCUCGGCAUGUCAAUUCAUGUUUUGCACCUUCUCCUCCGUGUUUUUGUUGAAUAUGGGCACGACAGCCUUACAUUUGUCCUUGUUAUCGGGGAAUUUUUAUACACUAAUCGUAGGAAUACUUCUUUUUAAUUACAAGUUCCACGCCUUAUAUUUUCUAUCCUAUACACUCUCGAUGACCGGCGUUUAUAUUUACGCCAUAAAGCAGACCCCUGUGGCUCCACAAAACCUGCCGUCGCACCACAUCAGCGAAAUGAACAAUUCUAGGGGAUCCGAAUGUCAGUUGCCCGAACAUAUGAUAACCGACAGCCCCGAACGCACAAAUCACGAGAUCCUCUCCGCUUUUGGAACCCUAAACAGCAACGAUACUUUCCCCUUGAGCCACAGUACAAACACCACGUUCACCUCCUUUUAUGGCAGCCACGACGUACUCAAUAGUCAGACCACUAGCGCCUAAUACCCUUCGUAGAUGUUUAAUAGAAGCACACCACCGACAAAUAUAUAAGAGAUUAAUGCCGCACAAAGUCAUGAGUGUUUCGUGUAAUAUUGUUGAUAAUCGAUUAUUGAAAAAUCCGGUUUGAAGGACCAAAUAAUUAAAAUUACUUCUCACUUUUGGCGAAAUUUGGCUUAAAGUACUAAAAUAAUAAUUGUGCUUUUAAGACAUAAUACAAUCGUCUGGUCUUGUGGAAUUUCAGUAAGAAAAAGAUUCCCAUGCAAUUAUUUUAAAUGUAAUCUUCGAUUCGACUCUUAUGUAUUUGUUGUGUCAGUUACUGAUCGAAACGUGACUGUAUUUUUAAGGCCUACGAAUUUAUCGCAACGAUC